UAAAUUUAUAAAAAGAGGGUUAGUUUACCCAGAAGUGAAAAUUUACUCACUAGAUAUGGAUUAGUUUAUUUCUUCAAAUGGAUUUCUUCUGAACAGAUUUUGAGAAAUUUAGCAUUACAUUACUUGCUCACCAAUGGUUAAUGUGGAGUUAAUGGGUGCCAUCAGAAUGAAAGUCCAAAUAGCUGAUCAAAACAUCAAUUUAGCCAAAAGUGGAAAAGGCUGUAUUUGUAAUAAAUUCAUUAUUAAGACUUAAACUUAAAAUCAUUGCUUUUGGCUGAUAUAUGCGUUCUCUAUCCACAACGUUGCUUUCUCCAGUUAAAGUCAUCUCGUCUGAAUUAGGAAGGAAAUAUGUACUGAUCAAGUGAAAAUGGUUCUAGACAAAUUAUUUUGGAUUAUUCUGAUGCUUUUAUCAGCUAUUUGGACACUCAUUCUGAUGGCACCCAUUCACUGCAGAAGAUUCAUUGGUGAGCAAGUGAUGAUAAAAUGCUACAUAUCUCCAAAUCUGUCCCGAAAAAAAAAAUUCAGCAAAUCUUCAUGUAUGGGUGAGCUAAUCUUUUAAGUGUUUUGUAGAAAUGUACUUGUUCUCUAAGUGGUGUUUUUUUUUUUUACCAGUUCGACCCAUUGGAGUCUUACAAUCAGGCUGCUUUCACCCAGCAUUCAGUAAUAUUUGCUUUUAGAAACAUUGCAUGAUAAUGGAGACCUGCAGAUGGUUAAAAACAAGCUGUGCAGUACAUUUCGCCCCUUUGAACAUGUAUGCCAUCCUCAGGUUUGCCCCAUAUUCAGCGAGCGCAUUGCGGGCUGUAAUUUGUGCGGGUUAUGAACGGAUGACCGGUUCUCGUCUCAGGUUGACUCUGCGGCCCACCCACCUGCAUAGGAAUAGCUAAGUGCACAACGGCUAAUUGGUGUCUGUAGGAAGCCGAUGAGGGGGAAGAUAUGAGCCUGAAGUACAUAUACAAUAAUUGGAAAAAAACAAAGCGUUUAUUUAAAUCAACGAAGCUUCAGAUCUCUGUGGUUUGCACAAUAGGCCCUAAAGUCUGCAAAACCGUUCGCCCUUUUUACCUGUGAGAAUCAAAAUAUCAAGACAAACACAAAUGAACUGCUCUACUGGCACAGAGUGGUUAAUAUGUAAAGCCCUCGGUGGAUUGUGUUUGCGUCGCUCUCCGUGGUGCUGAAGCGGUGAUUGACGGCCGUCGAGGACAGAGGCUCAGCACUGGGCUGCAUGCGUCUGUGUCGAUGUGUGAUUAUCAACCCGAGCUCAUGUGUUUCACAUUAGAGUUGGGGCAGAUUAAUUAAGCGAAAUUUUUAUCGUCGAUUUAAUCAAGCAUUCAAUUGCCUAGAUGAUAAAUCUUAGAAAUACUUCUUGUAACUAAAGUUGUAUUGCAAACGAGUAUUUUUAUGCGGGCGGGGAUCAGAUUAACAGUUUGAAUCAAUGUUUUUUUUAUAUUAUUUAGAUGUAGGUCGUGCAGUACUUAAUCCAUUUGACAUGUUUAUUUUGUAUGUAUUUAUGUGAAUGUUCGGCUUUUACAAGGAUGUGCCCAUAGAACAGGCAACGGCUGUGUCAUCAUGCAGGUUUGCCUUUUCUUUUAUUUGCAUUUUGUUUGCUAAACCCCUCACUGUUACAUUUAGCCAGCGCUACUCGUCUUUUUUUCGAAUCCUUGCAGUUUCUUGCAACCCAUUGUUGUAAUCUUUAAGGGCAGGGGAUCAAGAUUAUUAGAGUCACAAACAAAAUGACAUCGUUGCCAUGGCAACCGAUCAGUGUGUCUCCCCUAAACACACACACACACCGUAUUGCUUAGCCAGCCAUAUUCGUGGCAAGGAUGAGAAAUAAUUUGAGAAACGAAACACUUGAAGCGAUCGGGAAUCAACGUAUCAAACCCUCAUCAACACCGUCUCGCUAAACCAAGAGACGCACUAUUCAGCGCAGCGGACCUCUGUGAGAACACCCGCCUCAUUCCACCGGUGUUUCGUGACAGGGUUGGAAUGUUCCUGUGUGCACACUUUGCAGGCGGCGUCGAUUAACGGCAACGUUAAGGAGCAACGGGGGGAAAAUGCAUGGCAUCGGUGCCGUCCGUUAUUCUGGGCGUUAUUGAAAAUAUAUGAGGGACUUCGAGGGUUAUCUCACCUGGAAUACUUUCACAGUAAAGAACGGUAACACGCAAACAAGUUUGUGCACGAUCAGUUGCCUAUCGCUAAAAACCGAUGCUUUUUCUGUAGUACGAACAUGGAAAGAAACGGCGUAGGUGAGAGAAAAACCUGGAAAGAUAUAAGUGACUAAAACUGUUGUUUUGUUACCAAAAGACUAGCCUAGAGUACUUCUACCAGCAGUAGAAAAGUGCUGAAACAGUUUGUGGAAAUAACAGGAUUUGUCAGCCAUCGUCGUCACUCAGGGUUAAGUGAGAUGUGAGACUGUGGGUGUUGUGAGGAGCCGGAGGAUGCAGUACAGAGGCACAUCGCUUGAUAACUGAACACUUCAUAACCGCCAGCGGAUUCCAAGAUCGACCCUGCAAAACAGUGAGGAAACAGCCAUGUCCACACCAUGGGAUUUAAAAUCAUUUCACCAAGAGCUUCAGCAAACCCUUUCAAAUGUUUCUCGGUCUCAAUGAAAACUAAGCUUAUCUUAAAAGCAAAUCUGUUGAGUGAACCUUAAGAAACUGGAAAGCGACUGGAAGGUUUUUACAUAGUCUCUACCCUUGGAAAUUUCUAUUGUGAAGACAAUCAGCCUUGAAAACGUUUUACGUCUUUUCUGCCAUCAUCAGUUUGUGUGUGUGUGUGUGUGUCUGUGCCAACGGUUUAUUAUAUAUUCUGAAUACACAUCUUAAAUGCAAGUAGAUAGGACAACCAUUUUAUAUUCAAUGUGACUUAUAUAUUCAUACCUGAUUUCUUUUACCUAUUUUAGAUUUGCACACAGGAUUAUCCAUUUGGUAAUUGUUUACAUGCUUAAUGAGGAAACGCACACUCAUUGAAUCUCACUCCAUGAAUGAGAUACGGAACAAAAUCAGAAUGAUUCCUCACCAUACUGCCCUCGAACCCUCAAAGGAGUUCAACAUCCGGAGUAGUCUUGUUAACACGUAAACAAGUGCAGUACAACAAGAUCCAUUUCUGAGUUGUUGUUGUUGUUGUUUUUUCACCAAGUGUAUGAAAACUGUUUAUACUAGUUAAUAAUAGCAAACAUUCAGGGAGCAUUACAGGUCAGGGAAAUCUGCUCAAAGACUUAAGUGCCAUUGCUGAACGUAAAGAGUGCCCAAAUUAAAAAUAAUAAUAAUCAUUGUGAUCAGCAAAACAUUCGUUUACAUUUUAAAGAUGUUUACAGUUGCCCCUUUCUCUUAAACGAAUCUUUCAUCCUGAUAAGUGCCAAAACUGGGAAUUAAACCUAAACACUUUUAUUGUAUACAGUAUACUACAUAAUUGCCUUCAUGUGUCAACGCUGAAUAUAGACACUAGAUAUUGAAGUAAUAGAAGGACAGUAACGAGAAGCCAUUUUGUUUGUCUGUGGAUAUCUGAAAAUGUAUAUUUUUCAAGAAAGGGAAUACCUCAAAAGGGAUUUUUAAUUCCUGUUUAUACAAAAACUAGCCGAUUGUGUGUUGCCUGCAUCAAAUAUUGUCGGCAUUUGGAUUGUUUUCCAGCAAUGUGCUGGACGGAAGCACUGCAUGAUGAGAGACUGUGUGUUGUGUAACUCACCUCGAAGCUGAAAGCACAUCAGAAUAGUUCUUUUUCUCUCGCGCCGUCUUGGAGUGUGACCGUUCACGGCGCACACUUUUUAACAGACUUUGAAAACAGAUUUUCCUUUCAAGACUGUUUUCAUAAAGACCCAGAUUUCAUACGUCGGAGGGCUGCUACAAGAAUAUUUUACAUACGGCGCAAGGCAGACUGUUUUUACAAAAUUCAGCAUUGUGCGGUGGGUUGAGUCAGCGAGAGAAAAUAGCAGCGUUAGUCAUGUAAAGAUGAUGCCCACCUUGGAAGCUCGAGUGCGUGUCAUCAUUCUCUUUCUGCUAGUCGCUUUCCCACUUAACGCUUCUUCGGCGAGCGUCCCGGGCCCCACCAGAAACACACCAAAUGGGCCUAUCAUCAUUACCCCUACAUCCAACCCCAUAUCUCAGGGUAGGGGCUUUCUGUACCCCCUUUCUAAAAACGGUCGGGGCAUGCGAGGGAAGUCGAUGAAUCAUCGGCCAAAGGAGCCAGCUGGAGCGGCAGAAAUGCCCCCCAGGCCGCUGCCUCAGAUAAUGCUGCCAAAGAAUGCAACGACUGAUGCACUGAAGGGACCUUUUAGAGCGGUGAAGGUACCUCCGCCUCCUCGCAAACUGGUGGAAGUGGAUGUUUGUCGGGGUUAUUAUGAUGUCAUGGGCCAGUAUGACAUCACCUUUAACUGCUCCAAGGAUGACUUCAUCUACUGCUGCGGGACCUGCCAUUAUAGAUUUUGUUGUCCGGACCGCUCUCGAAGGCUGGACCAGAACAUCUGCCACAACUACCAUUCCCCAGUGUGGGCCAAUACGGCCCCACCUGUGACCAGGCCCUCGCUGCCUGCCUACCCGGACCUCAACCGCAUCGAACAAAGCAACAACACGGUCUAUGUCAUCGGUGGAGUCAUUUCGUUUACAGUGGCGGUGGCAGUGGCCAUUAAAGUGGCGUUCCACAAGGCGUCACGGCAGCCUAGGAACAGGGAACUCAACAUGCCCAGGGCUCUUGUGGAAAUGCUGCGUCACCAGUCGAGUCCAGUUCAAGAGGGAGAGAGAAACAACAGUGUUGCCUUGGGAACUGGAGGAGGAGAGGGGACUCUUGGACGACCCCCGAAAAAUCUCUAUCCAACGCUACAGAGUAAAGAUAACCGACUGGGGAAUCUACAGCAUAACUUCAUCCAUACAACAGGUUCCAGUCCCAAACAUACAGCCACCAUUGAGCGUGGACAACAUAUGAAUAACAUGCAGCUGGCCACCGGUGGCACACUGAAGCCCAGUAAACAUACUAAUGCCAUGAAGCCCCAGCCGUCCUUCCAUCACUCUCUACAUAACCUGGCUCAGCUGCCGCCCUCGUAUGAAGCUGCCAUGAAGCCUGAGAUCAACAGAUACUCAUCUCUCAAGCGUCUGGAGAAAGGAGGAUUGGAGGAAUAUUCAGGUUACUGUACCACCAAACGGAGGCCCAACAACGCCCCUCCUUCCUUUCAUUCCUCCCAGCAUCACCUUCCCUGGGGUGGUGACUACACGAUGGGGGGAAGAGGCACGCUUCCCAACCGUGGUACUCGUCCUCGAAUACCUCAUCCACAGUCUGCCCCAAGCCACACCCCGAAUCCUUACCCUCUGGAUCCACCGGAGUCAAAACAAAACCAGAACUAUGAUACGCUUUCCAAACCACCACGUCGUGUCAAAUCAACAGACCAACUCCUUGCCCUCUGUGACGGCAACACCUUAUCAAGGAUGUCGAAGAACCAGCAGCACCAAUACUACAAAGCCAUGGCCAAUUCAUCAAAGAAUACCAAUACGAACACCCUGAAGAAGUCCAAGGAGAGGCUGCUGAUGUCCCCAGACCAUCUAGAGGAGGAGGCAGGUGGGGAUGAGUACGACGAAAGCACGAUGGGUAUGGGAAUGAGCGACUACACGGCCCACACUGGUGGAGGUGGAAUGGUACCCACCUUGCCCCGUGUAAGCCACCAGAAAGCUCAAUCACAGCAGAAUGUUUGCGCCACACCGUCCCUCGACCGGCACCACAUGAUCAAGAUGAACUCGCACCCGACCUCAGGGCGAGAGCAGGAGCGGAAUUCGUCAGCAAUGUCAGGUCACCUGGGAGGAGGCGGGGCUGGAGGAGUGGGAUGGGGCGACAUGCCUGGAACAGGAGUUGUCAUGGGAACAGGGACUCUUAGUGGACACAGUGCCAGGAGGCUUGCAUUUGCAGCUAAAAGGCAAAAUACCAUUGAACAACUUCACUUCAUCCCUGGUGGAGGGGGAAGUGGAGGAGGAGUGGCAUCAAACCAAGGGGUUAGAACGGGAAGCAAGAAUGAGGUUACUGUGUGAACAAGAAGCUGGAGAGGGAAGGAGGGAAUGGAGAAUAUGGGUGAGUGAUAGACUGUGUGAAGAGUUGGAGGAUGGUAGAGGGACUGUGGGAGAGAGAGAGUGGGAGGAAGAGGGAGAUAAAUACCAAGAGAAGAGAGAAAAGGAGUAGGAGGAUGGUAAAGGAAUAAGAGAAGCAGAUUUUGAAGUAGGGGGCCACGAAGUGGCACCAUAUUUUUUACAGAUAUAUAUUGUGUAUAUAGAGGCAAAUUCAUAAGAUAAGAUUAGAUAAGUUUUAAGUCAGGUUUGAUAGAGCUUCAAAGUUGUUGUGCUUUUUAUGUUCAUGAAAUUGCCGCUAUAAUUAUGAUCAAAGCUGCCAUAUACAACUAUUUAUUUGCGAAAAGUUUGCCUAUAAUCUACUGCAUAGAAUAUCAAUAGAGUGUAAUAUAAAUUCCACAUGAUGUGACAGAUGAACAGAAACAUUUUUCCUAUCUUUGUCAUGUUUUUAUCCUCAGAUAUUUCACAUUAUUACACUUUUCAUAUAUAGCUGCUAUGGAAAAAUAUAUUUCAGAGAAUGGCUUUCAUCUUAUAACUAAAAUGGAACUACUGGGAGACUAAUAUAAUAAUUAACGUCAGCAUUAAGUGGAACCGGAUGAAUAUGAGUUGAGCGCUUAUCCUAACUGAUGAAUUGUAAAGCUACUUACAGUUGGACAAACGUAAUGCUGGAUCUUAUCUCUUUUUAAAUCCUAAUCCACUUCAACAUAAUGAGGAAGUGUGGCAGGGUUUUCACAGCAUAUGUCAAAAUGAAUGAAGACGGAGCAAUUUGAGGAGCAUAUCCAUAAACUCCUUUUGAAUACUGCGAGACAGAGAAAGCAAGCCUCACCAUUGUUUCACCUGCAUCUUAUUCAGUGUGAAUUUAACAUGGAUGUACCAAGUGAGUUUCUGUUAAUUUCUUUUUUUUUUUUUUUAGGAAAUACUGAAAAUAGUACAUAAGUUUUAAAUUCUCAAGUCUGCCCUUCAGUACAUAACUGGAGAUUGCUUUGAACUAUUGAGGAAAGCCAUUCUGGGACACAAUUGGGCAGAAAAGCCCAGUAGAAUACCAAGAGAAAUGUCUGACAAUCAUCUUUUUUUCCCCCUUAAAAAGACUCAUUAAUGAUCAAUGGCACUUUGUUUGGAUACUGAGCCACCACUUUCUACAAUGUCCAAGUGCUGGGAUUUGUAAGGAAGA
Carassius auratus (goldfish) is the source of this 7206-nucleotide messenger RNA. RefSeq names its product protein shisa-7-like. The coding region runs from base 3942 to 6002 and encodes 686 amino acids. The record is from RefSeq and is a predicted model, not a curated record. The transcript has 6 exons. Gene Ontology annotation, biological process: regulation of AMPA receptor activity; regulation of short-term neuronal synaptic plasticity. Gene Ontology annotation, cellular component: postsynaptic density; postsynaptic membrane; AMPA glutamate receptor complex. Lineage: Eukaryota; Metazoa; Chordata; Actinopteri; Cypriniformes; Cyprinidae.